AUGCUUCUCACCACCCUUGCCGCCUCCCUCCUCUCGGCCUCGGCCCUCGCUUGCGCCGAUCACAACUACCAUCGUCAGAUGAAGCGGGCGGAGAACUCUACCGGCAUGGCAUGGUCCUACGAAGCGUCCUACGACUGGGGACGUCUCUCUGAGGAUUACGUCCUCUGCCAGGACGGCACGCAGCAGGCGCCCAUCCCUCUCCGGCUCGACCAAGGUCUCUCCCUAUCCCACAUCCUCCACUUUGACCGGUACAACUUCAACCAGUCCGGUGUCUUCCGCAACUGGGGCUACGGGCCAGCCAUGACCUUCUCCCAUCCCGAAGGCAACUACACCUCCCUCCCCUCCUUCACGUUCGAGGACUCUGGCGUCAACGAGACGGUCUACAUGACCGGCUGGCACAUCCACGCGCCCGGAGAUCAUACCGUCCAGGGGGCUCGGUCCAAGGCGGAGAUGCACUUUGUCCACGUCAACACCAAGGGCGCACCCCGCGCCGUCCUGGCCUUCCGGAUCGACCCAGGAAACGCCGACUCUACCUUCUUCACCAACCUCCCCCCUAUGAUCUCUUACCGGGAUAUCAACAAGACUAUGGACUCGCAGAUCAACCCUCAGGUUGCUAUCAACGAGGUGGCUAGGUUUAACGAGUUCUGGACUUACCGAGGUAGUCUCACCUCUCCUCCCUGCACGGAAGGCAUCCGCUUCUUCAUGGCUCGUCAAAUCCUCUUCACCGGCGUCCAGCAGAUGCGCAAUCUCCUUCGGGUCAGCCACUACUCGGCGCGGGCAGAGCAGCAGGUGUGGCAACAUCAGAUCAACGUGUAG
Molecule: messenger RNA, 816 nt
Organism: Dioszegia hungarica
Lineage: Eukaryota; Fungi; Basidiomycota; Tremellomycetes; Tremellales; Bulleribasidiaceae
Product: alpha carbonic anhydrase
Exons: 2
Coding region: 1-816 (271 amino acids)
Molecular function (GO): zinc ion binding; carbonate dehydratase activity
Source: RefSeq, a predicted model, not a curated record